Messenger RNA from Strongylocentrotus purpuratus (purple sea urchin), 1327 nucleotides. RefSeq names its product lysyl oxidase homolog 2. The coding region runs from base 120 to 1205 and encodes 361 amino acids. The record is from RefSeq and is a predicted model, not a curated record. Gene Ontology annotation, cellular component: membrane. The transcript has 4 exons. Lineage: Eukaryota; Metazoa; Echinodermata; Echinoidea; Camarodonta; Strongylocentrotidae.
AAAACAAAUCAGAGUAGCUGAACAUGCUAAAAAGCUCGAUUUGAAUCCCUUCGCCGGGUGAAGACCUCAUCGACACUCCGAUUUCAUUUUUGGGGGAAAACGAUUGCAGACUAUUUGAAAUGUAUGAGAAAGGUGCGGCAGUUGCCUUGUUUCUGUUCCUUGCCCGGGUUACAUGUUCGUUGGCUGCAGGUAAAACAGGCCCGGGGCACUUUGAUAUUCGCCUAACUGGUGGAAGAACGGAAUUCGAAGGCCUUGUGGAGAUUUUUUUAGUCAACCUCGGAUGGAUGGCAAUCUGUGAUGAUUCCAUAAAUUUCAAAACGGCCAACGUUCUGUGCCGGAUGCUUGGUUAUGGUUCAGCCAUCAGCUACCACUGUUGCGGAGAACUCGGAUCCGGAGACGGGAACUAUGUAUUCGAUUCUAUCCGAUGCGAGGGGAACGAACAGAGCAUAGAGGAAUGCCAAUAUCGGAUCGAAGAGCACUAUUAUGACGAGUCAAUGAUAUCCGAAUAUUUCUGUGGUCACGAAGAAGACGUUGGACUUACAUGCGACCCAGCUGAAGUUCGAUUGAACGGAGGAUACGACCCUACGAUGCAAGAAGGUAAAGUGGAGAUCCUACACGACCAUGUAUGGAAGGCCAUCUAUGCCGAGUCGAUGGAUUUCAACCUGGCUAUCCUCCUGUGUCGAAUGUUGGACUAUCAUACUGCAAAAAGCUAUCACGAGCGCGUGGUGGUGCAACCUCGUGAUGGGAUUGUCAACGGCUUUUUCCAAUGCACAGGGGAAGAGCUACACUUCAACGACUGUGACUUUGCUAAUGGUGGGAUAAAUAGCACAGGCGAUCUUAGUCGAAUCGCAACGCUUUCUUGUAUCUCAAUGCCCAUUCGCCUGAGUAACUCGCGCAAGGAAGAUGAAGGAGAUGUGCAGGUUUUCUAUCACGAUUCGUGGGAGAAUGUGUGCUUCAACUCCUGGGGUAUUAACGAAGCCAACGUUACCUGUCGCAUGUUGGGCUAUGAGGGCGCCUCAGCAGCCUUUCGCGGUGGGGCAAAUUCUGCACCCGGGGUGCUAGAAUGGGUUCAGUGUAACGGAACAGAAAGAAACCUUGCACAUUGCAACAUGUCCGAGUUAGAGGAAGUGCGUUGUCCUGGAAUGGGCCUUGCUGCAGCCAGGUGUAUCGGAAAACGUAAUGUGUUCCUCUUAAUUGCUAUAUAGAUAAUAGCUUAUCUUUCUAAAAUCUGAUCGAGAUAAUCCUGAUUAAAAUUAUUCUAAAGAAUACAAAUAAUAAAAUAAAGAAAUUCUGGCUAAAUUCACUCCAAUGGUAUUGUAAACUGUAG